Molecule: messenger RNA, 1200 nt
Organism: Zingiber officinale
Lineage: Eukaryota; Viridiplantae; Streptophyta; Magnoliopsida; Zingiberales; Zingiberaceae
Product: 50S ribosomal protein L7/L12-like
Exons: 1
Coding region: 60-677 (205 amino acids)
Biological process (GO): translation
Cellular component (GO): ribosome
Molecular function (GO): structural constituent of ribosome
Source: RefSeq, a predicted model, not a curated record
AAAACCGGGUUACGAAGCCCUAGCAGUCGUUGGCUAGUCUCCAAGCCAGAUAGGGAUCGAUGAGCUCUCUACUUCGAUCGGGCGGCCACCCCCGUCUCCUCUCCGCCGCCUCUUCCUUCCCGUUCCUCCGCCGCUUCUCCGCUGCGGCUCCAGCGGCCAAAGAUGACUGUGGAGACCUCGAGCCCGUCGACCAGCGGAGGCUUCCUGCGGACUACGACCCCGCCACCUUCGAUCCUUCGGCGCCGCAACGGAGCCCGCCGUCUGAUCGGGUUUGGAGGCUCGUCGACCAGGUCGCCGCGCUUUCCCUCGCCGAGGUCGCUGAGCUAUCCGUCAUACUCCGGGAUAAGAUGGGGAUGAAGGAGCCCCCGGCUAUCGGCAUCGCCAACGCCGGGGCUGGCGGGGCCGGCGGAUCGGCUGGGGGUGCGGCGGCGGAUGGGAAGGAGGAGGCUAAGAAGCAGGAGAAGACGGUGUUCGAGCUUAGGUUGGACUCUUACGAUGCUGCUUCCAAGAUCAAGGUGAUCAAGGAGGUCAGGGGAUUUACAGAUUUGGGGCUGAAGGAGGCGAAAGAAUUGGUGGAGAAGGCACCAGCGGUGAUUAAGAAGGGGCUCUCAAAGGAGGAAGCCGAGCAGAUCAUUGAGAAGAUGAAGGCCAUUGGUGCUAAGGUUGUCAUGGAAUGAUAAAGAAAGUGAGUUUCUCUCGCGCAUCAAUUGUGCAAUUCUUCAAUUCAUUAUGGAGAAGGAUAUAUGUGCAAAUUCGAUGCAAAGUUGGAAUUUUUAUCUCUUGAUAACAAAUUUGUUUCUGAUAGUCUCAGUUAUGGGAGUUUGAAGAAGAAAGAGAUGAUUUUUAAUAUAAACUAGGAACAUGGAAGCAUUGGGAGGUAUCUCCGAACCCUCUAAUUAUGCUUCUGUGUAGAUUCACAUUGUUUUGGGAGCACAAGUGGUCGUGCUUGAUGGAACACUAUGUAAGGGAAACUGACACUUUCAAUUUCACACUGAAGAUUAUGACAGUGAUGAUACUAGGCCAUCUUUUGCUUCAUUAAGCUGUAACAUUGAUUGCAAAAUAAAUUGGACAUAUGCCCCCCAACCAGUUUCUAGAUGUUGAAAAAUGCUUCAACUUAACCUCCAUAUUUGAAUAUGACUCAUGCAAAUCCAUAGUUCUGAAUAAAACAUUACAAGAAACAUCUAUAUGUUGAACAUGAAA